This is a messenger RNA of Paramecium pentaurelia, 851 nucleotides long. The record is from the annotation of a GenBank genome assembly. Lineage: Eukaryota; Ciliophora; Oligohymenophorea; Peniculida; Parameciidae.
AUGGAAGACUUUGUACCAUCAUUGAAUAGUUUAGUCAAAUAUUCAACACCUGUUUUAGUAUCUGUAGCUGGAAAAAACACUGGUAUAAAAGUAAUAAUAACAAAUAGGUGAAAAAAAGGAUGCCUAAGCUAAGCAAUAAGUCAGAGUCAAUAGUCCUGGAAGAGUACUAAUUUAAAAUUAUUAUGUCAGCAAGAAAAAAUGAUAACCUAAGAAAUUUUACAAUAAAAUCUACCACCUAAAGAAUACAGAUUGAAAAAUGGUCAAUUAUGGGUGCAAACUGUUUUAUCUACUCCUGCAACUAGAAUUGAAGUUGUCUAAUUAUAACAAGAGUUAGACAAAAGGUUAUUAUCAAGAGGAGCCAGAGAAACUGGUAUUUGCCCCAUCAGAGAAGAGUUAUAUGAAUAAUGUUUUGAUGAAUUGAUUAGAUAGAUUACAAUCGAUUGCAGUUAAAGAGGAUUAUUAUUAGUGAAGUAUGAAUUUAAUAUUUAAUAAUUUUUGAGUUCGAAACGAAUUUCGAAAUUAAUUGAAUUCAUACAAAACUCUAUAUGAAAGUUCCAUUGCAUACGGUAUGAGAAAAAUGAUAGAUGCUGAAUAAAAAAGAACAGAUAAAUCAAAUAAAAUUAUGUUUAUGGAUAGAGAAUGCUAAGAGUUAUAGAAGGCAGUCGAGGAUUUAGAGUAGAAAAUUUAGUAUACAAAAAAAGUUGAAACUGAGAAAUUAUAAAAAGUAACUAUUUUAAAUGUACUAAUUAAUAGGAAGCAGAAAACCAUAAAAAUGAAAUAGAAAAAAUUAGAGCAUACAAUAACUCUCUUAAAGAUGAGUUAGGCAGAUUAUUAGAAGGAAGAAGAUGACU